UCUCCAGUCAUCUGUGCGCGUGUCUGGCGGCGAUCUUCGCGCUCAGUAUACACGAGUUGGGAUCGUUUUGAGGAGGAAAUUUACAUGGGUUGUAUUUAAUAAAGGCAACGUAGAGAUUUACUCAGUCUGUGAAGAAGUCUUACCUGUAUCCUUAAACUAAGUGUUCUUGUAUCAUGCAGCAUCCACUGAAGAAGUGAUCAAAAGGACAAAGGUGUCAGAUUGUUGUCAUCAUACCAUGGCAGACAUGGGCUAUCUCCAUAACGAAUCAUGGACAAACAUGACUUUAGAUGCAUCUGCUUCAUCAUUCAGUGGACUGCAGCUCCUGAUGGACCUGAAGCCACUCUUCAUCCCUCUGUAUGCCAUACUUGUCCUGGUAGCGUGCUCUGGAAAUCUCCUCCUCCUCAUCCUCAUCGGACUGAACAAGAAACUUCACAGCACUACAAACUUCCUCAUCGGAAACCUGGCCCUGGUUGACCUGGUUAUGUGCCUGUUCUGCGUUCCCUUGACUGCGUUUUACGCCUUUGAUGAGCGCGGUUGGGUUUUUGGCCAGUUCAUGUGUCAUUUUGUUACUCUGAUGCAGACGGCGACUGUAUUUGCGGCAGUUCUUUCAUUAACCGCCAUUGCAGUGGACCGAUACGUUGUGGUUGCAUACCCAAUUCGCCGUCGCGGAGGUCGAUCCUUCUGCGCGUGGUUGGUAGUCAGCAUAUGGCUCUGUGCAUUAGCAAUGUCCACCCCAACCGCUCUGCACACGGUCUAUCUGGAUCUGAGCGCAACAGGACAUGAAAUGGUGGUUUGUGAGGAGUUCUGGCAGGGGCAGGAGCUCAGUCGUCUAAUAUAUUCAUGUUUCUUCUUGCUCCUUUCUUAUUUUGUUCCUCUAGCAGCAGUUUCGAUAUCCUACUGUGCAAUCUCCUGCCACCUGCAACACCAAGCUACACCUCGGCUCAUGGCUGCUACACCUUCCAACCAGGAAAAGUGGGGGCGCAAGAGGCGCAAGACAUUUCGACUCCUACUGGUGUCUGUUCUGUCAUUCGCGUUCUCCUGGCUUCCCUUGCAGGUGGUCAACCUCAUACGCGACCUGGACACCGACUUCGCCAUCCUGAGCAAGAAUCACGUCAAUGUGAUCCAGGUGUCAUGCCACUUGUUAGCCAUGAGCUCGGCUUGCUACAACCCCUUCAUUUAUGCUUCUCUGCACAACAAGUUUCUGUCAUAUCUAUGCCAGAAUAUAUUUCAAAGAAAACCUCAUCAUACUCAGAGCAGCCUCACAACCUCCAGUCGAAUACUUCGCUUGAAUACUUCUAGUACUCUAGCUGACAUUCCCAUGGCUAUUAGCAAGAUUUCACAAGACUGAAUCUUCUCUCCAACACACAAAUGUUGCUUCGUCAGGUUCUAGAACUGUACAGAUAAAUACUGUGCCAUGAUCAAAGCUGAUUCGUUAAACCAAUGACUCUUUUGUUAAAGGGUUAGUUCACCCAAAAAUUAAAAUUCUGUCAUCAAUUACUAACCCUCAUGUUGUUUUACGAAGCUACGAGAAUACUUUUUGUGCGCAAAGAAAACAAUAAUAACAUAAUUUAUUCAACAAUUCUUCUUCACGUGUUACCAUCUUCUGCCAUUUUGGAGAGUACCCCAGAAUGUAAUCAACGUAAUCAGCAUCGUUUACGUUCAGUAGAAAGCGCGUGGAAGACGGUAACUUGGGAAGAAACAUUUUGAAUAAAUUAUGUUAUUAUUGUUUUCUUUGCGCACAAAACGUAUUCUCGUAGCUUCGUGAAAUUACGUUGAA
This is a messenger RNA of Cyprinus carpio (common carp), 1777 nucleotides long. RefSeq names its product prolactin-releasing peptide receptor-like. Gene Ontology annotation, biological process: G protein-coupled receptor signaling pathway. Gene Ontology annotation, cellular component: neuron projection; plasma membrane. NCBI's taxonomy places the organism in Eukaryota, Metazoa, Chordata, Actinopteri, Cypriniformes, Cyprinidae. Gene Ontology annotation, molecular function: neuropeptide binding; neuropeptide Y receptor activity. The record is from RefSeq and is a predicted model, not a curated record.